This is a messenger RNA of Malaclemys terrapin pileata, 8137 nucleotides long. It is a transcript of the gene COL8A1, whose product is annotated as collagen type VIII alpha 1 chain. Bases 185 to 2404 code for a protein of 739 amino acids. The record is from RefSeq and is a predicted model, not a curated record. Gene Ontology annotation, molecular function: protein binding. NCBI's taxonomy places the organism in Eukaryota, Metazoa, Chordata, Testudines, Emydidae. The transcript is spliced from 4 exons.
CACUUUCACAGUCCUCCACUGUUGCGAGCCAGUCAUCUCCUCUCCUUGGAACUUGUGCACUCAAGGUGCUGAUUUGGAAUCAACAAAACAUCUUACUCCACUGACCUAAAGCAGACACGGAAUCCAAGUGAACCACAAGUGACUUUGAUCCACUGUGCUGCCCUUUCCCAAAAAUCUAAAUGUCAUGGCUGCGCUGCUAGCCUCUGUGCAGCUGCUGGCAGUGGCUGUAACAGUUUACCUAGAGCUAGUGAGAGCCAUUCAAGGGGGCAUCUAUUAUGGGAUCAAGCAGCUGCCACCCCAAAUCCCGCAAUAUCAGGCCCUUGGACAACAAGUACCUCACAUGCCACUGGGCAAAGAAGGCAUUCCAAUGCAGCACAUGGGCAAGGAGGUGCCACACUUGCAAUAUGGAAAAGAAUACCCUCAUCUGCCUCAGUACAUGAAAGAAAUCCCCCAAUUGCCUAUGCUCGGCAAGGAGAUGGUGCCAAAAAAAGAUAAAGAAAUUCCAUUAGCCAGUUUGAGAGGUGAGCAAGGUCCCCCUGGUGAGCCUGGACCAAGAGGGCCACCAGGGACCCCAGGAUUACCAGGUCAUGGAGUGCCAGGAGCCAAAGGAAAACCAGGUCCACAAGGAUAUCCAGGAAUAGGCAAACCAGGUAUGCCUGGAAUGCCUGGAAAACCAGGAGCAAUGGGGCUCCCUGGGUCAAGAGGUGAGAUGGGACCAAAGGGAGAGAUUGGACCUAUGGGAAUACCAGGGCCACAGGGACCACUAGGGCCUCCUGGACUGCCUGGAAUAGGAAAACCAGGUGUUCAAGGAUUACCAGGACAACAAGGAGUAAAGGGUGAACCAGGAAUGAAAGGACCACCAGGACUCCCGGGGCUUCAAGGGCCUAAAGGAGAAAAAGGCAUUGGGAUUCCAGGUUUACCAGGGUUAAAAGGUCCACCUGGGCUACCUGGCCCUCCAGGUCCAGUUGGACUCCCAGGGAUAGGCAAACCAGGAAUGAUUGGGUUUCCAGGACCACAGGGACCUAUAGGUAAACCAGGACUUCCAGGUGAACAAGGGCCACAAGGUCUUCUUGGGGCACCUGGGAUUCAAGGUCCACCUGGCCUUCCAGGUGUUGGAAAACCAGGUCAAGAUGGAAUCCCAGGCCAGCCUGGAUUCCCAGGUGGAAAGGGGGAACAAGGCUUGCCGGGUUUACCAGGGCCACCGGGCCUACCAGGAAUUGGGAAACCAGGAUUUCCUGGGCCUAAAGGUGAUCGUGGCAUGGGUGGUUUUCCUGGAGCACUGGGACCUAAAGGUGAGAAAGGGCACAUGGGUCCUCCUGGCAUGGGUGGGCCUCCCGGGGAGCCAGGUCAACCAGGAUUACCAGGAGUAAUGGGGCCAUCUGGUGCUGUUGGUUUCCCAGGACCAAAAGGAGAAGGUGGACCUGUAGGGCCUCAAGGACCUAUUGGUCCAAAAGGUGAGCCUGGCCUACAAGGUUUCCCAGGAAAGCCAGGUUUUCCUGGGGAAGUAGGACCCCCAGGUCUUCGAGGACUACCUGGUCCAAUGGGGCCAAAGGGAGAAGCUGGUCACAAAGGUUUGCCAGGCCUGCCUGGUGUUCCUGGGCAAUUAGGACCAAAAGGGGAACCUGGAAUCCCCGGUGAUCAAGGCCAUCAAGGUCCAUCUGGAAUCCCAGGUAUCGCAGGACCCAGUGGCCCAAUAGGACCACCUGGACUUCCAGGACCUAAAGGAGAACCAGGUGUACCCGGUCCACCAGGCUUUCCAGGAGUAGGGAAACCUGGUGUUUCAGGGCUGCAAGGACCACCAGGAAAACCUGGGGCACUUGGUCCACCUGGCCAGCCGGGUCUCCAGGGUCCUCCAGGGCCACCAGGUCCACCUGGUCCUCCAGUAAUAAUCCCACCCACCCCACCGGCCAUUGGACAAUAUUUGCCAGAGAUGGGGCCUGGCAUCGAUGGAGUGAAGACCCCACCUGGCUAUAUGGGCAAGAAAGGCAAGCAUGGUGGUGCUGUCUACGAAAUGCCUGCAUUCACAGCAGAACUCACCACACCCUUCCCACGGGUAGGGGUGCCUGUGAAAUUUGACAAGCUUCUCUACAAUGGCAGGCAGAACUAUAACCCACUGACUGGUAUCUUCACCUGUGAGAUCCCUGGGAUUUACUACUUUGCCUACCAUGUUCACUGUAAAGGGGCCAGCGUCUGGGUAGCUUUGUACAAGAACAAUGAGCCACUGAUGUAUACAUACGAUGAAUAUAAAAAAGGUUUCCUGGACCAAGCUUCUGGAAGCACCGUCAUUCAGCUGAUGCCUGGAGACAAAGUUUAUAUUCAGAUGCCAUCUGAACAGGCAGCGGGACUCUAUGCUGGGCAAUAUGUUCACUCAUCUUUCUCAGGAUAUUUAUUGUAUCCUAUGUAAAAACAAAAACAAAACAAAACAAACAAAACCCCCAGACAAAAUCACAACUCUUUUCCUCUGCUUCAAACUUUUAUACCAUUGAAAGAUGCAUUUACUGACAGUUUUAGAUCCCUUUUGUACAACAAAUGAAACACAAAGUUUCACAUUAUGCACAGCUUGUUAUAAAAAUGGUGUGGUGAACAUAUUUAAUGAUGUGUAUCAGGUUCAUAACAGUUGUUCUGUAUCCAAUGGGGACAUAUUAGCUGUACAUUAUAUAUUUCUGUGAUACCAUACUUACUUCGUUUCAUUCACAAUAACGCAGUAUUAAGGGUCAAAUCUUGCAUACAUCACUCACUCCUGUUGCCUAUUUAACUGAACAUUGAUCUAAAGAGCGAGGUGAAAAGAUAACUUAAAAUAAAUAGAAUGUGUCAGUAUGAAAUGAUCUGAUUUUAUAUAUAUAUAAAUAUAUAUAUAAAGUUUGAGUAAUUUUUUUUAAAAGCAGGUUUUAUCUAACCCUGCACCAUAAGCAAAGAUUCUCUUAGCUGAAAUCCUUAUUUUCCCCACAUACAGUAUCACGGAACAGUUUCUUCUAGUAAAACACUUAAGAUAGAAAAGAAUGUUAGCACAAGAGAAUUUCAAUUCACUGCUAGCUGAGGGCUUUAUCCAAACAGCCAUUGGAAUCAAAAGGAAAAUUGCCAUCAACUUCAGGGGGCAAUAGAUCAACCCCUAAUACCACAGCAUUCAAGAAGCCUCCAUAUAUAUUUACAAAGCAGAAGGUAAACAUGGUAGACCUGAGAUAUGGUUUUAGUCUAAUGACUUUAGAUAUAUUAUGCCAAAUUAUUAAAAUAAUGUAGCAUUUUGGCCAAUGAACGUCAGUGCAGUAUAAAGACACACAGUUUCCCAUACCUUUGCUAAGAAACUGCAUUCUGUUUGGCUUUUAAGAGAAUGCGCUUGUUCUGGGAUUCAGCCAAAAUUAGCUUAUUAAUGAACAUACAGCAAAAGUGGCACUUGCUGUUUGCUAAAUAAUAAAUAAACUGGUUUGAGAUUGUCCAAUAAUUUUAAUCUGUAACAAGAAUCAAGCAAACUCUUGUACUUUUGUCUUAUUUCCAUUGUGUGGGGGUGCUGAGAGGUGUUGGGGGCCUCUGAUAUACAGGAGGUCAGACUAGAUAAUCUAAUGGUCCCUACUGGCCUUAAACUCUAUCACUCAUCUGAGAACAAUUUCAUUUAAUAACGGAUUUCCAGUUCUUUUUAUUUAUGUUUUGUUACCAAUUGCCUAGGUUUGUAUAUGAGCAUACGUAGGCAUCAAAUGUGUGCGUAUGUGGGGGAAGCAACAUUUUUACAAGGUACUGUCUGUUCAACCAUGGUGCUAAUCUCACAGCAAAAAAUUAAUUACUGAGAUUAAUUUAAAAAUAUCUUAAUACUGUACUUUUAUGUGUUUCCCUUUUCAGUGUUGCACAUCACACUAUUGCAUUAGUUUAAAAGUAGGCUGAACACACCUUCUAUGUCUUGACUAAUGCAACCCAGUUUAAUUCAAAAUGAACAAGGUACUUCCAUGCAGGAAAAAAAAAAAAAAAAAAAAAAAAGAGAUUUAACUGGCAUGACCAUUAUUUAAAUACAGAGUUUAAUGCAGUGUAUUACCAACACAGCACUGCAAUGACUGUAGUGCGGUGCGUGAUCUCAGAUAUUUUAUGGAAUGUUGGUGGCAAUGGACAGUUUACCAGACACUGGUGACUUUGGUGAGUUUCCAGAAUAUGUAUGAGAUAUGUCAAUAGCAAAUAAUUUUUGUAUUUAAAUUUUUUGUACUGAUUUGAAAAAAAAUCUUAUUAAAUAUCUAAAAAAAAAAGUUUCCCUUUAUUAACAGAAUGACUAGAAAGAAAGUUUGAAGCACCAAAUUCGCGCAAAUUUGGAGCACAAGGACACUCAGAAUCUAUUAAAAACAAACCAGUGUGAAUGAUGAUCUACAAAGGACAUUAUUUUUUUGCAGAGCUUGCUAUUAAUCCAUAUUGCAAAGAAACCAAUGUAAUCUCUGAGCAUUUACCAAUAGAUGGUGCCUCUAGAAUCCUGAAUGUGCUAAUAUGCAAAUAUCACUCUGAGAAAACACCACUGGUAUUUCUACAUAGGCCUUAAUCCUGCAUGGCCUUGCUUGAUGCACAGCAGUGUGUGGUAGGUGUUGUGGAGGGAGGGAGGGAGAGAGAGAGUUUAAUCAUAGUACUGGUUAGCGUAGAGAACUAUGUACCUUGCUUGAAAACACAGGUUGAAAAAAGAGUGGAGCACAGGAAGAGAGGGGAUGUGCCUUGAGAGAGACAAGCUUAAGUAUGAUCCUCAUCAUUCUGGGUGGGCAAUUAGUGACAGUCUCCUUUGAAGCUUUGAACCUACCAAUAGGCAUAAAUAUACUGUGGGCUGCACAGCAUGCUGCUGAAGAUGGGCCAUCAGAUUGGGAGUCAGGAGAUCUGAAUUCUGGUCCCAGAUCUGCCAUUGUAGAACAGAGAAGUUUACUCACCAAACUGGCAUGGAGUGGGAAACAAUCCGAUACUGAAAUAGACCAGUAGCAGAUCCCUGGUUCCUUGAUUGCUCAGACAGAGACCAGAGAACAAAUUUUUAAUUCUCACAGACCAUUCCCUCAUGUGCUCUUGGGGCAAGGCAGCCCCUUACUCAUGGCAAAAUGUAAUGUCACAAUCUAGCACAAAACAUCAAAACUAAAACGAAUGGGUCCACAUAUUCAUUCAUGGUGGAUUUUUUCUUCUUCUUCUUUGAUCACUGGGCCACAUUCAGAAUCCCUAAAACCACAAACUGAAGAAAGGGCUUUUUCUUUUCCAAACUCAAAUUCAUGGGGAAAAAGUGAGAAAAAACAAACAGCACUGAAGCAUUAAACCAUAUGUUCUUUAGUAUUUCUCUCUGUGCUUUUCCUCUGAAGUCUCUCAUGAGCUUCCUCUUUCCUCAAGCUCUUCCUAUUGAGCUCCCAGACACUACUCAUGAACAAGAUUAAAAACCCACAAAAAAUUGCCUCUAAGAGAAUUUUUUUCUUUGACACAAUUUAUCACCACCAACCGUGACAAGAUUUUGCUUUUGCUCAGCAUAGAGUAAUUUGAAACCUGAUUUGCAAAAAGUGUCAUUCUUCCCAUAAAGGAGUGAUUUUGCCUUGCCCUUCAAUUUUGAGAAAGCAAAAGCCGCCAGUUCUGAUAGAAUGUAUCAUUUUUGCACUAUGCUACAGCUCAUGUUAAAGUAACAUGGAUGGCACUUUCCCUCCCCGUUUCUCUACUCACCACCAUAGAAACUUGACAUCUCUUGUUAAAUUAAAUGUGUCAACUGAAUGGCAAUGAUAGAUCCACUAUACAUCAUUUAUAUAGUGCUGUAAUGAGGUCUAGCACUGUGAUUUGCUAAAAUGUAUCCUUAAAACAGAUUAUAUGGAAAAUAAUCUGACAAUAUUCAAAACUCCACUUAAAACACCUGUUAACAGCCAAUGACUGUCAAAAUAAAGUUUGUAUUAAAAGGCACAUAAAUAUCAAGCCAAACAGCAAAUGAAAUCAAAUAUUUACUUAAACCAGAAAAACAAAACAUUGAUUUUCACAUAUUCUUAAAAUUAUACACUUUAUUUAAACACAAAUACAGACACAAACAACACCCCUGCUCCCAUAUUUUAGGUUAAGAAAAUAUUUAAAGGGGUAUUUGAAAAAAGAUAAGUAUAUUAGUGUACAUAACAUAACAAGACACGUCACAUAUUAAUUAUUAAACCCUUCUUGUCAUUCCAAAAUAGGAACAAUACAUUUUCAUUUGAAAUGUAAUCUACAGAGGUGCAUUAAACACUCACAGAUUCAUCCUUAGUGCAUUAAUCUGUAACUUGCCUUUUAGUUAUAUCUGAGAAUUGCCCUUAAUUGUGACAGUUGAAGAAAUUAAGAUAACUUUCACAACAGAGCAAGCUCAGUCCAUUCCUUUAAGAAUCUUCCCCAAAGGCCACUGAAGACUCUCAUUGACUUCAGUGGUGUUUUGACUGGGGCCUUAAAGCAAAUGGACUAUUGCAGCUGACAGAAGGAAAAGGGAAAGAAAUUUAUUAAUAUUCGGCACCGUUAUGCUGGCACUGUACAUGGAAGUACAGCUUGCAGUACCCUGGAAUUUGUACACUGAAGACUUCAACUUGUGCUGCUGCAGAUAUCAAAUUAAAAAGCAGCUUUCAAUAGAGUGGCCCAUUGUAGAUUCUGUACCCUCUAGACCAAAGGAGAAUGAAAGCAAAUCUUAGAAAAAGAUCCUGCUCUAGGUUGCUCAAUUUAUUUUUAAAAUGAAAACUCUCAAGGCAAGUUGGAAUAACAGUGGCACAGGAUGACCUUAAAAAUGAGUGCUAUAUUUAAAACCGACACCCUGAUUCUGAUUCUCCACUACCUAGCACCUUGUGUGUUUACACCUGUGCAACAUGGGUGCAAAAUGCUACUAUUCUGAUUUGAAAUCACGUUGUAUCAGUAUUCCCUGGGUGUAAAUGACUACACAGGGUACCUGGCAGUGGAAAAACAGGUCCAAUGUAUACAGAAUUCUAUAAAGCCUGCAUUAUGCUACCAAAAAAAUUGUUGUAAUAAUUAUUUCACUGCUUAGUAUCAAAGAUAAAAUUACUUACCCAUAAAUGAUGCUUUUUGAAGACAGUACCCUCUGCUCUAUGUAUGUAGCGGUCAGAGCAUGUAUUGGGGUGCUUUGAAAGCUUAACUUUGUUCUCUUUGCAUUCCCUCACAACCAUCUCUCCCUUCCCGGUUGUCACCAUUUGGCGAUGUGUGUAUAGUUUAGGUGAAUAACGAAACUGUCACAAACCCCAAUUGACAGCUCUUUUGGCUUCCCAUAACUCUUUACUAUGGCUCCAAACAAACAAAAAACCUUAUGACAGGAACUUAAGAAAAGAUGUAGGUGGAUGAGAGUAGAUUUAUGGACGAUACCAAUUUGGAGAACAAGUAUAGAUGAGGAACUAAUCACUUCUCCAAAGCUGUGUGUUGCUACAUCCCUUCUUCAAUGAGGAAGAAGGUGGAGAGGAAAGGAAAGAGAAAUGACAAAGAUAAAUAUCAAGAUACUCUCAAAAGGAGGGGGAAAAUUAUAUAGCUAAUUUUGGAAAACGAUCCUGUAAUACUGUCAUACUAAACGUUGACACUUGGAUACAGUUGGACACUUUGGUGCAAGUCUUUACUGCCUACAUUCUGCCAGAAUGUAACAGGUUCUAUACAGAUACUUCAGAGACCUCAUGUAGUUGUACCAGCAUGAGGCUGCCACGUUCCUAGUUUGGUAAGGUAGAAUUUUCACUUUUGGCCUAACUCUCCUUCCACUGAAGUGGGAGUUUUACCAGUGUCUUCAAGGGCAGCAGAGUUAGGCCAACGCUGAUGCUGAGUGCUUUUUGAAAGCCGCACAUGUAGUAAUUACAUAAAAACCUCUCUCAACAGCACUAGACACAAAAUAAUAAUGACUGUAGUUCUGAUGCAACUUCCUCAUGGUUUUUUCCCCACACAGACAAGCCUUUUAAAUGAAUUGAAAUAAAUGCUAGCCGGUUUCAAGAGGUCUUGUGAAAAACAAUGUAUCAAUUUGUGUAAGGGCCUAAAACUGAUGGCAGUGUGGAGACGAGCAAAAUAGUGGAAACAUGAUUAACGGAGCAAGAGCCUCAAUAUCACCUUCUAAAGACAUUUGGAAUUACUCAAAAUCAUCAUGUCCUUACAAAAUGUAGCAUGAUGUGGCCUCACUAGAGCCUAAACCUGACUAAUCCAACAAGCUUAAUCUGAGACCAUCAGGGAU